UACGGGGCGGAUUGGACUCCAGGCCGCUCGGCUGUCGCCGCGGGACUGGCCAUGGUUCUGCGUGGCGUCAGGGUUUUGGAGCUGGCGGGUCUGGCCCCCGGGCCGUUCUGCGGCAUGAUCCUGGCGGACUUCGGAGCUCAGGUCGUGCGCGUCGACCGGCCGGGCUCCGCCGGGGACGUGAGCCUCUUGGCCCGGGGCAAGCGCUCGCUCGUGCUGGACCUGAAGCAGCCGCGCGGAGCCGCCGUGUUGCGGCGCAUGUGCGCAAGCGCGGACGUGCUGCUGGAGCCCUUCCGCUGCGGUGUCAUGGAGAAGCUUCAGCUUGGGCCAGAAACCCUACUGAAGGACAAUCCAAAGCUCAUCUAUGCCCGACUGAGUGGAUUCGGCCAGUCGGGAAGUUUCUCCAAGGCAGCUGGCCAUGACAUCAACUAUUUGGCUUUGUCAGGUGUUCUGUCAAAGAUUGGCCAACAUGGUGAGAACCCAUACCCCCCGUUGAAUCUCCUGGCCGACUUCGGUGGUGGUGGCCUCAUGUGCGCAUUGGGCAUUGUGCUCGCUCUCUUGGAACGCACACGUUCUGGCCGGGGUCAGGUCAUUGAUGCGAACAUGGUGGAAGGAUCGGCCUACUUAAGUUCUUUCCUGUGGAAGACUCAGCACUCGAUACUGUGGGAACAGCCUCGAGGACAAAACCUGUUAGAUGGUGGGUCACCUUUCUACACAACCUACAAGACAGCAGAUGGGAAGUUCAUGGCUGUUGGUGCAAUAGAGCCUCAGUUCUAUCAGCUGCUGGUCAAAGGACUUGGACUCCAGUCGGAAGAACUGACCCCCCAGAUGAGCGUGGCUGAUUGGCCGGAAAUGAAGAAGAAAUUUGCAGAUGUGUUUGCGAAGAAGACCAGGGCCGAGUGGUGCCAGAUCUUCGAUGGGACAGACGCCUGUGUGACCCCGGUGCUGACGAUUAAGGAGGCCGUCCACCACAGUCACAACAGGGAGCGCGCCUCAUUCAUCACUGACGAGGAGCAGCGUACAAGCCCCCGCCCUGCACCUCUGCUGUCCAGAACCCCGGGCGUCCCUUCUGUCAAAAGGGAUUCCUUUGUAGGAGAGCACACCGAAGAGGUUCUUAGAGAGUUUGGGUUCAGUCCAGACGAGAUCAAGCAGCUGUGUUCAGAUGGAGUCAUUGGGAAUAAGAAGCCAAAAGCCCACCUCUGACUCACAUGGCUCCGGGGAAUCUGAACACUGUUACACUGGAGAAUCACACCCAUGGUGUGCGUGGAAAUGCAGAUGAAUAGCAAUGAAGCGAUCCGAGUAGUCCAAUCAAGGCACAGCUGAAGGCUGAUUACAGAGUAAUGAUUGCAUUUUGAAACCGCGUUCCAGAGCCUCUGAUUGAGGAAUAUUUUUGUGUGUGUACCAAUAUUAACUUGUCAUGACUUCUCUGCCUUUCAAAUUUACUUGAUAACAUGAUUGAUUGGUAUUAAUGCUCUUAUAGAAAUAUAACUAUGGUAUAUUUUAAAUGGAUUAAUAUAAUUUUAAUAAAUAAAACUUUUUUUUUCA
Messenger RNA from Myodes glareolus (Bank vole), 1542 nucleotides. It is a transcript of the gene Amacr, whose product is annotated as alpha-methylacyl-CoA racemase. Gene Ontology annotation, cellular component: mitochondrion. Gene Ontology annotation, biological process: bile acid metabolic process. The record is from RefSeq and is a predicted model, not a curated record. Lineage: Eukaryota; Metazoa; Chordata; Mammalia; Rodentia; Cricetidae. Gene Ontology annotation, molecular function: alpha-methylacyl-CoA racemase activity.